Humulus lupulus (European hop) is the source of this 3246-nucleotide messenger RNA. RefSeq names its product G-type lectin S-receptor-like serine/threonine-protein kinase RLK1. The transcript has a single exon. Gene Ontology annotation, biological process: protein phosphorylation. The coding region runs from base 352 to 2847 and encodes 831 amino acids. Gene Ontology annotation, molecular function: ATP binding; protein serine/threonine kinase activity. Lineage: Eukaryota; Viridiplantae; Streptophyta; Magnoliopsida; Rosales; Cannabaceae. The record is from RefSeq and is a predicted model, not a curated record.
CGUGUCAAAUAAUCUGGCUAAAUCAGAUGCGUUAUUUCCUGAUACUUUCAAGUCACUUGUAUUAGAAAAUACAAUUAUAAGAGUCAACCUUUAAUACCAAAUAUGCCAUUUAAUAUAAUAAUUUAAUCCAGUAUGUCAUUUAAUAUUCUAACUUGAGAUUGGUGACACACAAAUUUCAACAUUUACGACCAUGACUCUUAUUAAUUUCUGAAUAGCUACACAUGCAUUGAGCUAAACAACACGCAGUGAUUUGAACUUCUUAUGCACGCUUAAGUUAAUUAUGUGCCUCUCGAUUACUCAAUAUAAAAGUAAAAAUAAAGAGACCCAAAUCAUAACAAGUGACAAAGUUGAAUGUAUCCUUGUCUUGUCUUAAUUUGCUUUGCUUGGACAUCAAUGACUCUGUCUUCUCAACUUGUAUUCCUUCUUAUUCCCUUGCUCUUUUUUCUGUCAACAAACUAUGUUUUUGCUCAAACCAAUAAUGGCAAAGUGAACUUGGGAGCUUCCCUCUUUGCAGCAGAGAAUUCUUCCCCUUGGCUCUCUCAGAAUGGCGAUUUUGCUUUCGGGUUUCGUCAGCUUAGAAACCAAGAUGAUGAUAUCCUCUUCUUGCUGUGCAUAUGGUAUGCCAACAUACCUGACAAAACCAUAGUUUGGCAUGCAAAUGGAGAAACAGACCCGGUCAUGGUGCCGAGGGGAUCUCAACUCAACCUCAGUGCCAAUCAUGGGCUUUUGUUGACUAAUCCUCAAGGCCAAGAGCUAUGGAAAUCAGAGUCCAUUGUUGGAGACACUGCUCGUGGUGUCAUGAGUGAUGAAGGCAACUUCAUUAUUGAAGAUAACAACUCAGAGAAGUUAUGGGAAAGCUUUAAGUAUCCAACAGAUACCAUUUUGCCAAGUCAAGUAUUGGACAUUGGACAAGUCCUUUCAUCUCAUCAAUCAGAGACUAACUUUUCCAAAGGAAGGUUCCAGUUUUGUUUACGAAAAGAUGGGAAUGUUGUGCUCAAGACAAUAAACUUGCCUUCUGACUUGGCCAAUGAACCUUAUUAUGCAAGUGACAUCACUGGUGGAAGAUCUAAUCCAAUGACUGCAACCACACAAGCAGUCUUCAAUGAGUCAGGCUACUUGUAUGUUUCAAUAGGGAAUAGCGAGAUGUUCAAUCUGACACAAGGAAGAGUAGUGUCACCAAGGGACAACUACGUUCGAGCAACAAUUAGUUUUGAUGGAGUUUUCACACAAUAUUUUCAUCCUAAGAAAUUCAGUAGCAAUGUAAGUUGGACACCUCUUUGGUCUAUACCAAAUAACAUUUGCUUUUCAACCUAUGUUUCAGCAGGUAUUGGAGUUUGUGGGUAUAAUGCCAUUUGCAGCCUCAAGGAAGAUAAGAGACCAAAGUGUGAAUGCUUAGAAGGGUACUCUCUAAUCAAUCCUAAUGACAGUUAUGGAAGUUGUAAACCAGAUUUCAUACAAGGCUGCAAAGAAGAUGAGCUAAUUAGUUCUGGGAAAGAUGCUUAUGAUGUUGUGGAGCUCAGGAAUGGUGGUUGGCCUGGAUCAGCUGAUUACAUGAAAAUAUCAUCUUCCACUAGAGAAACCUGCAAAGAUUCUUGCUUGACUGACUGUUUAUGUGUUGCUGCUGUUCUCAGAGGAGGUACCUGUUGGAAGAAGAGGUUUCCUUUGUCAAAUGGGAGAGUGGAUAAUACUAAUCCAUCUAUUGCUUUCAUCAAAAUUCGCAAGGGUAACUCUACUUUUCCUACUUUAUUUGUACCGAAAGUGAUCAAGAAAAACCAGAAUGGUUUGAUCCAUGUCAUACUAGGAAUAUUAAGUGGAUCUGUAUGUGUUAACUUUAUGUUACUUGGUGCAAUUUGUAUGGGGAUUUUGUUCACUCGCAAGAAGAAGAGUGAAAGGUCUCCAUCUCCACAAGAUGAUCCUGAAUCGAAUUUGCGAUGCUAUAGCUACAAAGAACUGGAAGAAGCCACAGAUGAUUUCAAAGAUGAACUGGGACAUGGAUCUUUUGGCAUUGUUUACAAAGGCCACCUCAUACAAACUAAUGCUAGCAUUGCCGUGGCUGUGAAAAAAUUGAGUUCAAUACUAAAAGAUGGUGAAAGAGAAUUCAAGGCUGAAUUGAAAUCCAUUGGCCAGAUACAUCACAAGAAUCUUGUUCGCCUACUAGGAUAUUGUAAUGAUGGAGCUAAUCGUUUGUUGGUGUACGAGUACUUGAGCAAUAACACUCUAGCAAGCUUUUUGUUUGGUGGCAUCAUAAGGCCUUGUUGGAACCAAAGAAGUGAACUUGCUUUAGGAAUUGCAAAAGGGCUCUUAUAUUUACACGAGGAGUGCAACACUCAGAUCAUUCAUUGUGAUAUAAAGCCUCAAAACAUACUUCUUGAUGAGUACAACAAUGCCAAGAUAUCUGAUUUCGGUUUGGCCAAACUUUUGAUGAUUAAUCAGAGUCAUACACAUACAGCCAUUAGAGGAACAAAAGGGUAUGUUGCACCAGAGUGGUUUAGGAACAUGGCCAUUACUUCUAAAGUGGAUGUGUAUAGCUUUGGUGUGGUGUUGCUUGAGAUCAUUUGUUGUAGAAGAAAUGUACUGGAUAUGGAGACAAGUGUGGAAGGGAAAGAGAUAUUGACAGACUGGGCUUAUGAUUGCUUCAGAGAAGGGUCAUUAGAUGUUCUGGUAGAUUAUGAAGUUGAAGCUUUGGAAGAUAAGAAGAAGUUGGAGACAUAUGUGAUGGUGUCUAUGUGGUGUGUUCAAGAAAAUCCAUCUCUUAGACCAAAUAUGAGAAAGGUUACUCAAAUGCUUGAAGGAGUUGUGGAAGUACAUGUUCCACCAUGCCCAACUCCAUAUUCCAUAACCACUUGAACUUGAAAUCCCUUUGUCUUUUUCAAGUCUUUGCUAAAUAAUGUCUACUAAUUGGUAGUUAAUUUGUACUAAAUAAUUGAUCAUGUCUAUGUAUUUUCUUAUUAUUAUUAUUAAAAGCCUCCAAUUUUUAGAAGUAAAAUUAUGGCUUUGCUUGAAAAUUCAUUUAUUCUCUCUCUUUCUUAAGCUAUAAUCUUUGUUAUCAAGUAUCAUGAUCACAAACCAAUUUAUCAAAUAAAAUUAAGGAAAAAUAACAGCUAAAAUACUUAAAUUUUGUAUUUACUUACACAGAGAAACAAAAAAAAAAAAAUUCACGGUAGAAGUACCAAAAAACUCUACUUUUACUUCCACUACAUAGAUACCAACAUUUAAGGUCGCGGUAGAAGUACCAAAAAACUCUAC